Molecule: messenger RNA, 348 nt
Organism: Daucus carota subsp. sativus
Lineage: Eukaryota; Viridiplantae; Streptophyta; Magnoliopsida; Apiales; Apiaceae
Product: dolichyl-diphosphooligosaccharide--protein glycosyltransferase subunit 4A
Exons: 1
Coding region: 1-114 (37 amino acids)
Source: RefSeq, a predicted model, not a curated record
AUGUUUGAUGAUCAGGACUUGGGAUUUUUCGCCAACUUUCUUGGCAUUUUUAUAUUUGUUUUGGUUAUAGCCUACCACUUUGUGAUGGCUGAACCCAAGUAUGAAGGCAACUAGGGAGUUGAUCCCUACGUGGAUGCAGAGAGAUUUCUUGAUAUCCCUUCCUCACAAGUUAAACAUGUUUAUCGUACAGUUUAUUUCUCGGAUAUAAUGUUGGACUAUAAGAACAGGUCGAAGUACUCUGAUAUUUUACUUGUCUUUAUAGUAUUUACAUUACAAUCUUAUGUUAAGUUUGAGGUAACUUUCAGAAAGACAUAUAUUUCAUCUUCUGGCAUACAGAACUUUCUUGUC